Paraglomus occultum is the source of this 231-nucleotide messenger RNA. NCBI's taxonomy places the organism in Eukaryota, Fungi, Glomeromycota, Glomeromycetes, Paraglomerales, Paraglomeraceae. The record is from the annotation of a GenBank genome assembly.
ACGACUAGUCUUGAAAACGUUCAAACUCACUUUGAUGAAACGGCCAAAGAGAUCUUUGCACAGGUUUUAGGAAGACUAGACGUGUUGGUCGUAGGUGUAGAAUCAGGAGGAACCGUCACCGGUCUUGCAAAGAACUUGAAAUCGAGAAUUCCAGGACUGAAGGUGGUGGCAGUCGAACCACAACAUUCCAGUAUUGAGGAAGGAAAACCAGCUACUCCGCACAGCCUACAG